Messenger RNA from Python bivittatus (Burmese python), 5931 nucleotides. The record is from RefSeq and is a predicted model, not a curated record. NCBI's taxonomy places the organism in Eukaryota, Metazoa, Chordata, Lepidosauria, Squamata, Pythonidae.
UCCAUCUUUGAAUAAGAAUGGAUAGUCACAGCUUCACCUCUGGAAAAAGAAUACAUUUGAUUCUUUUUUUAUGCCAAAUUAUUACUGCAUUGGACGUACCUCUUGACUCAAAACUUCUUGAAGAAUUGUCACAGCCUCCAACAAUAACACAGCAGUCUCCAAAAGAUUAUAUUAUUGACCCAAGGGAGAAUAUUGUAAUACAGUGUGAAGCAAAAGGAAAACCUUCUCCUACCUUUUCAUGGACACGUAAUGGAACUCACUUUGAUAUAGAUAAAGAUGCACGGGUAAGAAUGAAGCUUCACUCAGGAACUCUUUUAAUAAAUAUUAUUAAUGAAGAAAGUGGAGGAAAAGCAGAAUUAUAUGAAGGUGUUUAUCAGUGCACGGCAAGGAAUGAGCUUGGAGCAGCAAUUUCCAAUAAUAUUGUUAUAAGAGCAUCCCGUUCUCCUUUAUGGACUAAAGAAAAACUAGUUCCAGUAAGAGUUACUGAAGGUCAAUAUGCAAUUCUUCCCUGCAGGCCACCAGCAGGAUUACCACCACCUAUAAUAUUUUGGAUGGAUAACUCUUUCCAAAAGCUGCCUCAGAAUAAUAGAGUUUCACAAAGUCUAAAUGGGGAUCUUUAUUUUUCUAAUGUAAUACAAGAAGAUAGCCGUGAGGAUUAUAUAUGUUAUGCAAGAUUUAACCACACUCAAACUAUUCAACAGAAGCAACCUAUUUCAUUAAAAGUUGAACCAGUCAGAUUUUAUUCAGAAAGACCCCCAACUCUUCUAACACCUGCUGGAAAUGCAAGUAGCCAAAUAGAACUAAGAGGAAACACUCUUAUGCUGGAAUGUAUUGCAGAAGGAUUACCUACGCCAUUAAUCCGCUGGAGCAAAGAAGGUAGUGACCUUCCUGUCAACAGGACUUUCUUUGAAAAUUUUCAUAAGACCCUCAAAAUCAUAGAUGUUUCUCAAGCUGAUUCUGGAAAAUACAAAUGUAUGGCAACAAAUCGUUUGGGUUCUGCUUACCAUAUUAUUACAGUCAAUGUCAAAGCUGCACCUUACUGGAUAAGAGAACCUACAAACCUUAUAUUAUCUCCUGGAGAAGAUGGUUCCUUGACUUGUAGAGCUAAUGGCAAUCCUAAACCCAGCAUAAGAUGGUUAGCAAAUGGAGUUCCCAUUGAAAUUGCUCCUGAAGAUCCCAGCAGAAAAGUUGAUGGUGAUACAGUUAUUUUCACUAGUGUGCAAGAAAGAUCAAGUGCUGUGUAUCAGUGUAAUGCCUCUAAUGAAUAUGGAUACCUAUUAGCAAAUGCAUUCGUGAAUAUUUUAGCUGAACCACCAAGAAUCCUUACUCCAUACAAUAAACUUUAUCAAGUCAUUGAAAAUAAGCCUGCAUUGCUAGAUUGUGCUUUUUUUGGUUCACCUAUGCCUGAAACUGAAUGGUUUCAAGGAGUAAAAGGUAGCAUUCUGCAGGGAAACCAGUAUGUUUUCCAUAAUAAUGGAACCUUGGAAAUUCUGAGAGCCCAGAAGGAUAGCAGCGGCAUGUACACCUGCAUAGCAAGAAAUAAACUAGGAAAAGCACAGAAUAACGUUUAUUUAGAAAUCAAAGAGCCCACAGUGAUUAUUAAGCAGCCUGAAUACAAAGUUGUACAAAGGAUGGAACAGGUUUUCUUUGAAUGUGUAAUUAAAUAUGAUGCAACGUUAAUACCCACAGUUACAUGGUUGAAGGAAAAUGAUGAAUUGCCAGAUGACGGACGGUUUAUUGUGGGUAAAUACAACUUGACCAUUAUGAAUGUCACUGAUAAAGAUGGUGGAGAAUAUACUUGCAUAGCUAAUACUACAUUGGAUAGUGUUUCUGCAAGCGCUGUACUCACUGUUGUGGAUCGUCCUGAUCCACCUUAUGAUUUGGAAUUAACAGAUCAUUUAGAAAGAAAUAUUCAACUCACCUGGAUACCGGGCAAUGAAAAUAAUAGCCCCAUUACAAGGUUUAUUAUUGAAUAUGAAGAUGCUCUGCGUGAACCAGGAAUAUGGAAUUACCAGACAGAAGUCCCUAGCAUGUUCACAACUGUAAAGUUAAAGUUAUCACCAUAUGUAAAUUAUUCAUUUCGUGUAAUAGCUGUCAAUGAAAUUGGAAGGAGCCAACCCAGUGAAGCUUCUGAACAAUACUUUACAAAAUCUGCAAAACCAGAUGACAAUCCUUUUGGCACUCAAGGGAUUGGAACAGAACCUAAUAAUUUAGUGAUCACUUGGAAGCCUUUAACAGAUUUUCAGUCCAAUGGUCCAGGGCUUCGGUAUAAAGUCAGUUGGCGGCAGAAUGAUGGCGAAGAUGAAUGGACAUCUGUUAUAGUUGCAAAUGUAUCUAAAUAUAUUGUAGCUGAUACUCCAGUCUUUGUUCCAUAUGAGAUAAAAGUACAGGCAUUAAAUGACUUAGGACCUGCACCUGAGCCUAUAACAAUAAUUGGACAUUCUGGGGAAGACUUACCAAUGAGUGCUCCAGGCAAUUUACAAGUACAAGUUGUAAACAGUACAUUAGCGAAGGUGCAGUGGGAUCCAGUUCCAUUAAAGUUUGUCCGUGGUCAUCUUCAGGGAUAUAAAAUUUACUAUUGGAAAGUUAAACAUUUAUCUGGAAGAAUUAAGCGGCAUGUAGAAAAAAGGAUGUUGACUUUCAGUGGAAAUAGAACACAUGGAAUGGUGCCAGGACUGGAGCCUUAUAGUUCUUAUAAGCUGAAUGUAAGAGUGUUUAAUGGGAAAGGAGAAGGACCACCAAGCCCAGAUGAAACGUUUAAAACUCCAGAAGGAGUUCCCAGUGCACCCUCUUUUUUGAAGAUUACUAAUCAAAAUCUGGGCUCUCUUACUUUGGAGUGGGGCCCACCUUCUCAUCCAAAUGGUGUUCUGGUAGGAUACACAUUAAAAUUUCAACCAAUUAAUAGUACUCAUGAAUUAGGCCACUUGGAAGAGAUCAAUAUUCCAGCCAAUGAGACCAGCUUGAUUUUAAGCAACCUGAAUUACAGCACUCGAUACAAGUUCUAUUUUUAUGCACAAACAUCAGUUGGAGCUGGAAGUCAAAUAACAGAAGAAGCAGUAAUAAUUAUGAAUGAAGGAUAUUCAGAAAAUCCUUUUGAAACCUCAUCUGUCAUGCAUACUAUACCUUCAACAUUUUAUAAGGUGCAGCCAGUGUACCCAAGGAUCAAAAAUGUUACGGCAGCAGCUGCUGAAACUUAUGCCAAUAUCAGUUGGGAAUAUGAGGGUCCAGUUCAUGAGAACAUUUAUGUUGAAUAUGGUGUGGCAGGCAGCAAAGAAGAAUUGAGAAAAGAAAAUGUUAAUGGUUCUCGGAGCUUCUUUCUCUUAAAAGGAUUAACACCAGGAACGUCAUAUAAAGUCCGGGUUGGUGCUGAGGGUCUUUCUGGUUUUAGGAGCUCAGAGGCUGUGUUUGAGACAGGUCCAGCAAAGGCAAGUCGACAGGUUGACAUUGCUACUCAAGGAUGGUUCAUUGGUCUUAUGUGUGCAGUUGCUCUUCUCAUCUUGAUUUUGCUCAUUAUUUGUUUCAUAAGGAGAAAUAAAGGUGGAAAAUAUCCAGUGAAAGAAAAGGAAGAUGCACAUGGUGAUCCAGAAAUACAACCUAUGAAAGAAGAUGAUGGAACUCUUGGUGAAUACAGUGAUGCUGAUGACCACAAGCCUCUGAAAAAAGGAAGCAGGUCACCCUCAGACAGGACUGUGAAAAAGGAAGACAGUGAUGAUAGUUUAGUUGACUAUGGAGAAGGAGUCAAUGGCCAAUUCAAUGAGGAUGGCUCCUUUAUUGGACAAUAUAGUGGUAAAAAAGAGAAAGAACCUGCAGAAGGAAAUGAAAGCUCUGAAGCUCCUUCCCCAGUUAAUGCAAUGAAUUCAUUUGUCUAAUUAAAGAAAUUGUCUCAUAUCAACAUCUGCAUUACACUUAUAUAUCUUCCCCAAAUUACAGACAUGAAAAGAAACAAAUGAAGUGUUUUUUUCGAUAAGUACAUAUAGUGCAUAUAGAUGAAACUGCUAGAAUUUAUAACAAAAGUAAGUCUAAAUCAGAAUGCAAAACUGGAAGCAUUUUACACAGCAUUUGUUUACAAAAUUUUAAGAUGAGCAACAUCAAUUAAUACUGCAGCCGCAGUAUAAUGCAUGCAAAGUGUUGCAUAUAUCUCAAACAAAACCAGUUAUGCCACUGAAAAUGAUUUUUCGUAAUUUGUUAAACAGUCUUUGACUAAAUUCCUGAAGUCCAUUUUCAUUGUCAGAGUGUUAUAGUAGUAUUAUAUAGAACUUCAAUGUCUUUGUGGACAUUGUUGUGAACUUGGUGACUUAAUGUCUAGCUUAAUGUCAUUAUGUCUUUUUUGCAAGACAGUUAGGAACAGGAUGUACAGUAUAUGAUUGAUAAAUGACUUUAAGUAUGACACUUACAUUCCCUGAUGCUAACUGAGAUUCUGAUACCUGCUUUUUGCUUCUCUUAUUUUAUAGGCUUUUUAAUCUACAAAGUAUUACUGCAGCACAGUGUUCUAUUUUUGAAAUCUAGUACACAUUGGCUUUUAUGUUUUCUUUUGUUUUAAUUCAUUUUGGAGUUGUACACUUAUGGAUGUAUAAAAUUUUCAAAUCAUAAAAAGUUAUUCCAGAAAUAUACAUGGCAAAAUAUAUUCAGUGCCUUUAAAUAAUGUGCAUUUCAUUAUGUACUAUAAUUGGCAUCCUCCACCAGGAACUUUUCUGCACAUGGUAACAUUGAAACAAACACCAAACAAAUGCAGAAGGGGUACUUGCGGAAAUGUUCCCAAUGUAUUUUGUCCAACUCAGCUGGCUGAAGAGUGUGUGAUUAAUUGCCAAAGUAAUUCAAUCAUUUUCAAAUACCCAGAUAUGUUGGUUUGAUUAGAAUAGUUUGUAUUUAAACUACAUAAAAACUCAUUAAGAUUUCUUUCUUUAUGGAGAUAAACUAUAGAAUUCAACUUACAUUUCCAUGGCCUUAUGUGAUUUAUACAAAAAUGCUACAUUAGUAUAUUUUGCUAAUAUAGAUACAGAUAUUCUCAGAAUAAUAUACUAAUACAGCAUGUUCACAACAGCACAUUUCUGUCUCAGUCAGAAAACCAGAAUAUAGCUUUUACCAGAGUGCUUGGCAUGAAACAGGGUAUAGAAUGCUACACAAGAGUUAAAUCAUUUGAUUUAAUAAAUGCUAAGUUUAAUUUUUUUAAAAAAUGGCCUCAUCUAUUAAUUAUAAACUCCCUCUCAUAAACACACACACAAAUUACCAUUGAAAAGGUUUACCUCCAAAUAUAAAAUUUUAUAUAACAACCUAUGGUUGAAGGAAUGCUCAGUUUCAUUUGCCAAUAAAUUGGUUUUUCAUAACUUGCAUCAAGUUUAAUUUUAAGUAAGCUUUUAUAUGUAGAUAUUUUGUUGAAUUUGUACAUACACUUAAAAGUGUAGAUGCUAUAUGCUCCUCGGUGUUAUAAAUAAAAAUGUUUUGGUUGUACUGUGUAAGAAGUACUCUAGCCAAUGAGGUGCUUGUUAUUUUAAAGCAUCUGUCAAAAUGCAUAUAAAUUCAAAUUUGGGACAAUAAAAGUUUCACUCUUCUUGUUACAGUUCUUCAAGUCAUGUGCUAAGGUUUAUUACUGUGUGUUACUUCCGUUAUGUUGCAAGAUUGAUAAAUGCCUUAUUUAAAAGUACAGAAAUUGCACAGCAUCAGUGCUUGACAGAUUGCAUCUAAUAUUUGAGAUCACAAUAAAUUUGCAACUUUAAUGCAUAUACUGUGUACGUAAAGCACAAUUUGCAAUAUUCACCUCAUUAGCAGUCCAAAAAUGAAAUAACUAUAGAGCACUAAUUGAAAAAGCACAAAAGGGAAAUUUUCUACCAAGAUUUUCCAACAGUAUUGGAGACCAGUAGAAGGUUACAAUUAAAUGGAGAUGUGAAUAUUAUCCAUGCAUGUGAAGAUACACAGUUAAAGUUACUUCUGUAA